Ogataea philodendri is the source of this 1518-nucleotide messenger RNA. RefSeq lists its product as uncharacterized. The record is from RefSeq and is a predicted model, not a curated record. Gene Ontology annotation, cellular component: eRF1 methyltransferase complex. The transcript is spliced from 3 exons. Gene Ontology annotation, molecular function: S-adenosylmethionine-dependent methyltransferase activity; nucleic acid binding; protein methyltransferase activity. Lineage: Eukaryota; Fungi; Ascomycota; Pichiomycetes; Pichiales; Pichiaceae. Gene Ontology annotation, biological process: methylation. Bases 1 to 1518 code for a protein of 505 amino acids.
AUGCUCACGAUCUUGUUCACCACCUGCUCGUUGUUGGAAACGUGGGUCUUGGCCCCGUCGGUGUUGGUAGCCACGGCCAUCGACGCGUCGAUGCUCUCGAUGCUGAUGUUCAUGUUGAUCAGCCGCUGUUUGAGGUUGCUGAGCCGCGCCCACAGCUCGUUCGACCGGUUCAGCCCGAUCGGGUCGUCCACCGAGUUCACCAGCUCUUUGAACUGCGAAAUAAGCUUCUCCUCGUCGUUCGUUAGCUGUUUCUGUGCUUGCACAACCAUUGGAUGCACGCUCUGCUGCUGCGACUGCUGGUUCGACCACGAAAAAGAUGGCUGUGUGUUCAAUGAAGCGGUCGGCUGUGGUGCUGGCUGCUGCUGUUGUUGCUGUUGUUGCUGGUUGCCAAACAAACUGCCUCCGCUGGACGCAGUGGUGUUGGUAGCCGCAUUGUUUCCUCCAAAGGAGAACCCUGACGACCGUGGGGCAGAACUGUUGCCGCCAAAGAGACUGGACCCCGCUGCUGGGGCCUGUGUGGCCGAAUUGGUCGUGUUCGCCGUGUUGUUGCCAAAGAGUCCCCCGCCAGAGUUGUUGUUUCCAAAAAGUCCUUGUCCUGAGCUAGCCGUGUUAUUAUUUCCAAAAAGACCGCCACCCGUGGCCCCGGUGGACCCGUUAGCCGCCGUCGUCGUGGCCGUGUUGUUGUUUCCGAACGAAAACCCGCCCCCGGUCGUGGAUGUCGUGCCAGUGGCUCCUUGUGCUGUGUUUGUUCCUCCAAGAGAAAACGAGUUGCUGGGCUUGUUUCCAAACGAAAACCCGCCACUGGUGUUCCCGCCGGCGGGGGCAGUCGUGUUGGCGGUGUUGCCAAACGAAAACCCGCCGCUCGGCGCCGAAGCCUGCGUCCCAAAACUGAACCCAGACAUGAUGGUGUUUACAAUAUUUGGAAAUUUCUUUCAGGUGCGAGGUGUAAUUAAAUCAAGAGCCAGCAGCGGGAAAGCAGUGCUAGCAGCACGCCAGCAGUGCACCGGCUCCGGAAUCGUGUCUACCUUUCUCAACCAACAUAUACUGAAAAAUGCAAUCUUCAUAGCUACAGAUAUCAACCCGCACUGCUGUCGCGCAGCCAUACUUACAAACUCGCUCAACGCGUCCACUGGAAACUUCGACUCGGUCCAGACAGACCUCGUGGCCGGUUUGAGACCACAGACCAUAGACAUGCUCGUGUUCAAUCCACCCUACGUGCCGUCUCCACAGGUCCCCGGUGUCCCUGGCUCGCUGCAGGACGACUCGUGGCUAGACCUGGCGCUCGACGGCGGCGAAGACGGCAUGCAAAUCACCAACAAAGUGCUCGACGCUCUUGAUAGCUGUCUGGCUUCCAACGGUAAAGCGUACAUUCUGUUUUGUGCUCGAAAUAAACCAGAAACCGUCGUCGCCCGCUUCACAGACAACCAUCCUAUGUUUUCCGUUGAAAAACUCAUCGAACGCAAAGCAGGAUGGGAGGUCCUCAGCAUAUACCUGUUCCAAAAGAACUCAGCCAAAUAG